Messenger RNA from Sphenostylis stenocarpa, 1173 nucleotides. Lineage: Eukaryota; Viridiplantae; Streptophyta; Magnoliopsida; Fabales; Fabaceae. The record is from the annotation of a GenBank genome assembly.
AUGGCUCAGGAUGGGAGCGUCGCCCCUGCGGACCCGGGGGCAAUGACGGUUGUGAAGAAGAAGACACAGUCUUCGAGGAGUUGGAUUCUGUUCGAUGCCACAGGGCAGGGUUCAUUGCUCGACGUGGACAAAUAUGCAAUCAUGCAUAGAGUUCAGAUUCAUGCGCGUGAUCUCAGAAUACUUGAUCCCUUGCUCUCUUACCCAUCCACCAUUCUCGGUCGUGAGAAGGCCAUUGUUCUUAACUUGGAGCAUAUCAAAGCAAUUAUCACAGCUGAAGAGGUAUUGCUGAGAGAUCCAACAGAUGAAAAUGUGAUCCCUGUUGUGGAGGAGCUGCAAAGGCGGUUGACUCGAUUAGGUGCCGGUCUUCAACUGCAAGGACAUGGUAAAGAGUAUCUUGGUGGCCAAAAUGAUGCCGAACCAGCUGAAGAAGAUGAGUCAUUCUUUGAAUUCCGGGCCCUGGAGAUUGCUUUAGAAGCCAUUUGUAGUUUUCUUGCUGCACGUACAGCAGAAUUGGAGAUGGCUGCUUAUCCGGCUUUAGAUGAACUUACGUCUAAGAUUAGUAGUCGUAAUUUGGACAAAGUUCGUAAAUUGAAAAGUGCAAUGACAAGAUUGACUGCUAGAGUUCAAAAGGUUAGAGACGAGCUUGAACAAUUAUUGGAUGAUGACGAUGAUAUGGCUGAUUUAUACCUGUCAAGAAAGACAGGUUCAGCUUCACCAGUUAGUGGAUCAGGUGUUGUAAAUUGGUUUGCUGCUUCCCCCACCAUAGGUUCAAAAAUAUCUAAAGCAAGUCAAGCAACAGGUCGUUUAGAUGAACAUGACGUGGAAGAACUUGAAAUGUUACUUGAGGCUUAUUUUAGUGAAAUAGAUCAUACAUUGAACAAAUUAACCACGCUGCGAGAGUACAUUGAUGAUACUGAAGAUUAUAUUAAUAUUCAACUUGACAGCCAUCGUAAUCAGCUGAUUCAGUUAGAGCUCUUUCUUAGCUCUGGAACUAUUUGUCUCUCUAUUUUCGCUUUGGUGACUUCUAUAUUUGGCGUCAAUAUUCCAUAUGAUUGGAACCAGAACCAUAGUUACAUGUUCAAAUGGGUAGUUCUUACCACAGGAUUCUUUGUAACUUUGUUGUUUGUCAUGAUUACGGCCUAUGCUCGCAAAAAGGGAUUAGUUGGAUCGUGA